AUGUAUCAGGCAGCUUGUUACUUCGAGUCAACCUUGGUCGCAAAGUCCUGCAAUCCAGAUAUUACAUUAACUGAAGACCGCAUUGCGGCUUCAGCGAGGUAUUUUGGWCCCAGCUGCAAAGCUGGUCCUUGGGUGCCAGAUCGUAAACAGGAUCGCAUUCUCAAGGAUCGGUAUCCAUCAUUGUGCCAAAUGUGCUAUAAUCCAUAUAGCUGCGACGACACGGACAAGCAUUGGGGCCGACGUGGAGCACUCUAUUGUCUGACAAGUGGCGGCGGUAGCGUCUCCUGGGCACGCCUUGACGAUACGCGCAGUCAUUUUGGGCUGGCAGGUCUGGAAGCACAGGACGAUCCGACUAAAUACAGCUAUCUCUGUCCAGACGGACACUUGCAGCCAAUCAAUGUUACGCAUCCCUGCAUUUGGGUAUCCAAGCCAUGGCCUGUGGUGGCUGCACGUCGCUCGCAUGCCGCUCAGGUGCAGCGUCUGGUUACUGGACUCACACACGACGAGCCGCAGAGCUGGCAAAACGCGCUGCUUAGCUUGCUGGAGACAUACCAUGUGUUUACUGUGCCWCUGGACAACGUCAUCUCUAUAGAUGACUAUCUGGAUCAGGCUAUUGGCUUUCAGUCGGCCUACAGUUUCCCCGAGUGCAAUCCCCCACGCUCGAUUGUCGUCUGCACAACAUCGAUYAUCGAGCAUAUUAAGUGCUCUUGGUUGCAGGAGGCAUCCCAAGUAUAUGGCGUCGAGCCGAACAUUCAGUGCAUACGCACGACAAACUUAGAGCAGUGUAUGGAAGAUACUCGUUACAAGAGCGCCGAUGUUCUAAUGGUUAACCAAGAGCAAMGGGUUCAAGCUCAAAGGGAUUACGGCUUGACGCCGUUGCUUUUCGAGUUCGCAGAGCAAAUGCACGAUCGCUAUGUAAUAAUUGCGCUAGUACACAAGGAUUCCAAGUUUAAAAGUUUUACGGACUUAAAGGGCGCUCGAGCUUGCCUGCCCAGCUAUGAGGGUGCUGCCCAUCUCUCUGUGCUAGAUACCAUUGUGAACGCCACCGGAAAAGUACAGUCAGUGAAUUCAUAUUUCAGUCACGAAUCUUGCCUCUGGCAUCCGCAUCGUGGUCGUCAGUGUCCGCCGCAUUAUCAUGGCGAUGAGGGCGCAUUCCGUUGCCUGGCCGAGGGUGCCGAUGUGGCUUUCCUCAGCUCCGAUGUCUACAAGAAAUAUAUUAGUGGCAAUUUAACAUCCGACUGGUUGGCGCGAGGCACACCCCAGUCUUACCGCCUGUUGUGUCCUUACGGCGGCAUUGAACGCCAUUCAAGGUUUGAGUACUGCUAUCUACACUGGACGCCGCGUGGCCAGCUGGUGACGCACAAUUCAUCUCUAACACGGCACAACGAGAUCUACAACUCGCUGCGCGACAUGGAUCAUUUGUUUGGCAAGAAGCCGAAGACAGACACACGCCCAUUUUCGCUCUAUGGCAUCUUCGAUAGGCGCACUGACAUCUUAUUCCACGACAGCACGGAUGCACUAUUAAGCGCGCAUGAGCUGCAGCGAGACGACGCCAAGCGUUCCAUGGAGCACAUAUAUGCCCGUUACAUAUCGCAGUACUACGCCUCAAAACACGACGACGACAGCGGCGCGCAUUUAGGUAUCCACAGCAGCUUUGUUCUCUUGUUGGCUACGAGCACUUGGUGGCUGAUGCAACGCUUAUAA
Drosophila arizonae is the source of this 1704-nucleotide messenger RNA. It is a transcript of the gene Tsf3, whose product is annotated as Transferrin 3. NCBI's taxonomy places the organism in Eukaryota, Metazoa, Arthropoda, Insecta, Diptera, Drosophilidae. The record is from RefSeq and is a predicted model, not a curated record. Gene Ontology annotation, biological process: iron ion transport. Gene Ontology annotation, cellular component: plasma membrane; early endosome; recycling endosome.